UAGACAAUCCAAUUGAUAGUAAAACUUACGUAUUUUCAACGAUUGAAGGAAGUAUUAUAUGGAUAAGAGAACAUUAUCAACAAACAAAGAAAGAGAUUCAAGUAUUGACUACAGGAAGUUUACAUCUUGUAGGAGGGGUAAUGGCCGUAUUAGAUAUUGACGUCUAA
Funneliformis mosseae is the source of this 167-nucleotide messenger RNA. The record is from the annotation of a GenBank genome assembly. NCBI's taxonomy places the organism in Eukaryota, Fungi, Glomeromycota, Glomeromycetes, Glomerales, Glomeraceae.